AUGCACCCAUUGACGUCAAUCCGUCGCCUUCCGGACGAAGUCGUCGCUCAGAUCAAAUCUUCAAGCACGAUCACCUCUCUAUGUGCUGUCGCAUUAGGCUUGAUUAGGAAUUCACUCGAUGCUGCAGCCUCACGAAUUGAGAUUGAAGUGGACUUCAAUCGAGGGAACUGCAUCGUAGAAGAUGAUGGCGUUGGAAUCCUGCCUUCUGAGUUCCAUGAAGGUGGUGGUCUCGGGAAGCAAUACCAUACGUCAAAGUUUGACUCCGAGACGGAACUGUACGGUAACAAUGGGCUCUUUCUCUCUGCCUUGAAGUCAGUUUCCUUGCUCACAGUCUCGUCUCGCCAUCGCACACAUAAGUCUUGCAACAGCGUUGUAUUUCACCGUUCCAAAGUCAUGGCACGACAUCUUCCCGCUCCCGUUCACCAUGAGCUGUCUAGAGGAAGUCAUGGGACACGAGUGAUGGUCCGCGAUCUCUUCGGAAACCUCCCUGUUCGCGUUAAGCAGAGGGCAGCGUCAGCAGAUUCCAAGGUCGAGACUGAACGGCUUUGGGAAGAUCUCAAGAGGUCGGUGGUCGCUUUGCUUCUAGGCUGGGGCCGCGAGUGCGCCUUGGUUGUGAAAGACCGCGCUCAUACAUUUUCCUUCCUUCCUUCGAACGCAUCUCGCUAUCGUGGAGAGGCGCUCGGAGAUGUCUCUCGCCAUUCAUUCGAUUUACCGUUCAGCUUGUCCUUGCUAAACCAGUCUCGUCUGAUUUUGAAUAAUGACCCAAAGCAGUGGAUCCCAGCUGCUGCUUCUUCUCGUGAGCUCGGAAUCAAGGGCGCAAUUUCGCUGGAGCCAUCGCCUACCCGACAGGUGCAGUUCAUCUCUUUGGGAAUCCGACCUUUGACUGCCGAGACAGGCCACAACGUUCUGUACGAGCAUAUAAACCGGCUGUUCAAUCUGUCCAGUUACGGUCAGACUGACCAGGACGCGGAGUCGGAUGGUGAGAACCCAUCCCCUUCGAAGACGGGUCGGGACUCCCCUGGGGCGGACUUCACCCUUCGACAGCUCCGGGCAUCCCGCAAGGGCGCGGAUCGCUGGCCCAUGUUUGUCCUCCGGAUUACCAUUAAGCAAACUGAAGAGCAUUCUGGUUUGAACGCCGACAUUUCGAACGAGAGCGGACUCCAAGCAAUCCUGGACAUUCUCAAUGUCAUGGUUACUCAAUGGCUGGCUGCUCAUCACUUCCGCCCGAAGAAGUUGCACAUGGAACGGCGACAAACGCGUUCACCAGCUAAGGAAACCCCUUUCAAGAUACUUUCAAGAGAUGCUUUGGAUGAUUCGGCUAGCUCACAUGGCCAGCCUGCUCAUCCUACACUUCCAUCAACAGCCCCUUCUGCUGGGUAUCUGAGAACGCCUCAAAAGAGGAAGCUAUCUACUCCUAAUGACUUAACUCUUCGGCCCAAAACAGCGAAGUUCCAGGAUGGCCGACUUCCGGCAGACAUAAACCGAUCGGUGGGCUUUUCUGAGAAUCGGCCAACGUCUCCCGCUGAAUCGACCUCUUCUACCCGUACACCCUGCGAGACUCCAACGAAGAGUACCUCCUCCGCCGCUCUACAAGAUAAUGAAGACAUCCAGCAAAUGCAAGGCGCACAGGAUGUCGAAGCCAUGGUUUGGACGGAUCCUGUGACCGGGCAAAAACAUCUUGUCAAUUCCAGGACAGGCGUCCUGCUCCCUCGAAAGAUUGGUCCCACUCAUGUUGACCGAGGGCAGCAGUCGCGCUAUGCGUUCAUUCUCGAAGAAUCUAAGAAAGCACACGCUUCGCAUAAAUCAAAAGCAGGCGCACAAGAGAGGGAGGUUCCUGAAAUCACGGGAGGAUGGCUAGCCGACGUUCUCAAAAGCUGGACCAAUCCGGUAUUUCCAACCGCCGAGAAUCAUAUUCCGACGGUUGGCUUCACCGCCCAAUUUGGCGACACCAAUAAGGACCGAUCUUCACGGAGCAGUACAAAUGCUAUUAAACAGGCAUUCCAAGAGAUCUCACCGUCUACAGCGAGUCGAAUCUCAAGGAUUUCUUUACAGUGUGCCAAGGUGCUCAGUCAAGUUGAUAAAAAGUUCAUUCUGGUCCAGGUACCGAGUGACGCACAUCCAGGCGCCGAGCUACUCGUCUUAAUCGAUCAGCAUGCCGCCGAUGAACGGGUCAGAGUGGAGGCUCUCUUGACGGCACUGUGCGAGCCGCCACCGAAUUCCGCGGUCACAAAAGGCGACAUCAUCUCGCGCCGCAACCACGUCCAACUAUCAACCCCGAUUCAGUUUCAAGUCACGCCCCGCGAGGCGGAUCUCUUUGGACUGCAUGCACCGUCGUUCGCCGACUGGGCGAUUGUCUACGAUAUCCUUCCUUCAACCUUAGACAAGCGGCCUCGAUCCGGCGACACUACCGAUGUUGAUGACAACCGAGCGACGGUGUCGGUGAAGACCCUCCCGACCACCAUUUCCGAACGUUGCAAAUCGGAACCGAAAAUUCUAAUCUCACUGCUUCGCGCCGAAGUCUGGAAACUGGCCGAAUCGUCGGGCGGGGGCUCCGGCAGCUGGGCACGAACACGACCGGUCAUGGCUCUGCAGAGUGAUGAGGGCUCGAGGGACACGACCUCCCCGUCGUGGCUGAAGGAGACCCAUACCGCGCCCGUGGAGCUCAUUAACCUGAUCAACUCCCGCGCAUGUCGCAGCGCGAUUAUGUUCAACGACGCACUGUCGGUGGCGGAGUGCGAGGACCUUGUGAAGCGGCUUGGAGGUUGUGCGUUUCCGUUUCAAUGCGCGCAUGGGCGGCCAUCGAUGAUACCGCUGGUGGAACUCCCGGCUUGCAAUGAGGGGGGACAAGACACUGAACGCGGACCUAGUUUGGGGCUUCAGUUCCGAGGAGCAAAUGAUGGAAAGCCGAAAUUCGCGCAGCAGUGGACGAGAUGGAGAAAAGAAGAGCGAGAACGAAAUAGAAAGACUAAUGAAAUGGAUUAG
This is a messenger RNA of Eremomyces bilateralis CBS 781.70, 2982 nucleotides long. RefSeq lists its product as uncharacterized. The record is from RefSeq and is a predicted model, not a curated record. Gene Ontology annotation, cellular component: mismatch repair complex. Gene Ontology annotation, biological process: mismatch repair. Lineage: Eukaryota; Fungi; Ascomycota; Dothideomycetes; Eremomycetales; Eremomycetaceae. The transcript is spliced from 2 exons. The coding region runs from base 1 to 2982 and encodes 993 amino acids. Gene Ontology annotation, molecular function: ATP hydrolysis activity; ATP binding; ATP-dependent DNA damage sensor activity.